Closterium sp. NIES-65 is the source of this 1254-nucleotide messenger RNA. Lineage: Eukaryota; Viridiplantae; Streptophyta; Zygnematophyceae; Desmidiales; Closteriaceae. The record is from the annotation of a GenBank genome assembly.
AUGGAGGUGCGAGUAGUGCAGUCAGCGGCCACCACCGCCAAGCCCGCCGAAUCUAUCUCCGAAGGCGCGUCCGAUGCGCGACCGACAUGCACGCAGCUCGCGGCGAUCACGCCGCCCGAAGCGGCGGCCCUCGUGCCCGAGGAGGACUUUUCGGACAUUGAAGAGACGCGCGUAGGUUCCUCGCACCUUCGCGCACGCUGUUGCCAAGCCUACCCUUCUCCUCUCCCGUCCCCGUCGCUCAUCCGUUCUCACCCUAUCUCCGCUCUUCGCUGCUCAUCCCCGUCGCUCAUCCUUUCUCACCCAAUCUCCGCUCUUCGCUGCUCAUCCCCGUCGCUCAUCCGUUCUCACCCAAUCUCCGCUCUUCGCUGCUCAUCCCCGUCGCUCAUCCGUUCUCACCCAAUCUCCGCUCUUCGCUGCUCAUCCCCGUCGCUCAUCCGUUCUCACCCAAUCUCCGCUCUUCGCUGCUCAUCCCCGUCGCCCCCACUCCUCGUUGCGCCGUCCCUCCGUCUCCGCUUUCCGCUGCGGCAUGCUCCCCUUUCCGCAUACCUCCCGCUCACGACUCAGCCAGCACGCACGCGUCUCCGCUUCUCUGCGCCUGCCUUCCCUUUCCUCGCCCUCCCCCCGCGCCGUUCCCUUUCCCCGCGCCUACAUAUCCACCCCCUCUUUCCGCGGCCCUCUAAUCCCCUCUUUCUCCUCUAUCUCCCGGGCUCCUCUAUCCCCUCCCCAUCUUUCCAUCCCCUCAUCGUCCCAUCGUCCUAUAUACCCCCCACGGCCGCCCCCCCUUCUCCACCAACAGCCCACGUCUUCCCCACAGACCACGUGGAGCGCUACAUUCAUUACAAGCUACACGAGCUCUUCUCAUUGGCCGACCCCGACCGCCACGUUAGCAUCCUGUACAUCCACACGGAGUGCGAAUCCCUCAACGACAACCCGCUCCUCGCCUUCCGAGACAUCUUCCAAGGCCUCCCUCCGAGCCUGCAGCAGAGGGUCGGGGCGGUGUACAUCCUACACCCGAGCCUGACUCUCAGGCUCGGGCUCUGGUUGAUGUCCCCAUGGCUGAGCGACAGCCUGUAUUCCCGCAUGGUUUGUGUGAGCCGGGUGGAGUUCCUAUGGGAGCACAUACGGGAAGACCAGGUAGACCUGCCUGAUUUUUGCCUGGUGCAUGAUGGAAAGCUGGAGGCGCACCCGCUGCUGGACUACGGCUUCCAGCUCGAUAGAGUAGCGGCCGGGCAGCACCUGCCCGUGGGGCUGUAG